Chelmon rostratus (copperband butterflyfish) is the source of this 3372-nucleotide messenger RNA. RefSeq lists its product as uncharacterized. NCBI's taxonomy places the organism in Eukaryota, Metazoa, Chordata, Actinopteri, Chaetodontiformes, Chaetodontidae. The transcript has 20 exons. The coding region runs from base 1 to 3372 and encodes 1123 amino acids. The record is from RefSeq and is a predicted model, not a curated record.
AUGAUAGCUGUUGAUCUCUCCUUCACUGGGGAGGAACCUCGCUUUGAGGCUGUUGAUGAGACAGGUGUGUACCCCAUCACUGAGGGGUAUGCAGCAAAGUGUGGCUACAUCAUUAGUGUUGUCCCUCUACAGGGCCAUGUGGAGCUCCGAGCGUCUUAUCUCAGCUGUCACACUGACAACAAAGAUGACGAGGUGUUCACCUUCAGGUUUAACCUUAUUGUAACACAAGGAAAUGAGGUUACGUAUGCCUUGAACAAGACCUGUUCUCCCACUCUCCCCUGGUCCCCCAGAGAGGUCACCUGUGAGGCCAACUACAUGGAAGUGUCUGUGAGGAGUGAAGUCACCUGUACAUCUGGGACAAAGAUGGAUGACUGGAAUGCCCUCAAACCUGCACAUAGUUCCACCACUUCGGACUGGCAGGUGAUGUUUCAGAGAGCGGCGGAGCAGUUGCCGCCCAUGAACCUCUCUGAAGCUCGUAAGCAAGGUUAUGUGUUUCACUUGACAGAUGGAAGGCUUGUGUUUCGUACACCAUAUGGACAACCUGACUCAUUCAGCACUGAGGUGAAUGGUGUUCCAGUAGAGGUGGUCCAUGCAACUGUGUUCUCCAGACAAGGCUGGGUUGUCCUCAUGGUGGACCUGGUGGCUGCCUGCUCCAUGUAUGAAGCAUCAUAUGAUGACAGCGGCUACAUGGUGUGGGAGACUCCAGAGGUGCUGUACCCAGGUCUUGACAGCUCACAGAUCAAUAUUGGACUUGAUGGGGAACUUGUGGAGCAGCCAGUUGCAGAGGAGAGAGGCUACAUUGUGGAGAAGCACAACACCACAGUCCAGAUCAGCAUCCCCUACAACGCUGAUGGUGGAUACAGGAAGAGCUUUGUGUCUGGGGAUCUCUACGAGUUUUAUGUCUUUCAUCUCUACUUGGAGCAAAUCCUGGUGGACGAGGAUCAUGUUGAGACCAGGAUCCGAUUCCACAGGACGCUGGCCACUCCCCUUCUGCCACGCCCUGUUUUCACUGAAAACCGAACAGUUCUUGAGGAACACAUGUUCACUGUCUACCUUGGUGACAUCCCUGAAGACGUUCAGUUGACUGUUGUUCAUUUGAAUGAACAUGAAUGUACAGUGCCCUUUCCAAAUGCAAGCAGCCACACAAUCACAAAAGUUGCUCAUCCCAACAACACUCAUGGCUACACUCUGAAGGUGCCUUUUGACGACCCUGUUGUCAUACAGCAGUUCUCUAAAGAAGAUGCACUUCUUCAGUAUAGGCUGGAAAUCAACUACACACUUACUGUUUUGCCUGAAAACAAGUCUUAUUACCACCUAGCAUCUAUUGGGGCAUUGUUCACAGAUGUCUCUCCUCCAACCUUUGAUGCCGUUUGUUCUGAGUCUGGGAUCAGCUUCAAACUGGACCACCGCCCUUUCGAUUACCUGUGGGAGAUCGGGAUCGGCUCAGACCCGCUGACAUCAGAGCUGGCAGCCCAGCACGGCUACAUCAUGAGCAAUGACAGCCAGAGUCUGCUGCUCGAUGUGCCGCUCUUCACUGAUGGCUACGAGUACAAGGAUGUUACUUUGAAGGGAUUCUUGGGCACUUUUGAGAUCCUUGUGCGGGAUCGUGAAACAUCACAGGUCCAGAGCUCCACUGUGAAGACUUGUCCAUUCACUACUACUGAACUCAUUAUGUGUUCAACUGACGGGAGGAUGACGGUGGUGGCGGACUUGUCUCUGGUCAUCCCAAGUGGAGGACUUCCUGCUAGAACCAACCUGAGAGACAAAUACUGUGGACCCAAAGAGGCAGACGGCACCAGAGCUCUCUUCUCUUUUCCACUCAACAGCUGUGGAUCCACAGUCAUGCUUGGCAAGGAAAAUGUGACGUAUCACAAUGAGAUUUUCUACAGCAAGAAGUACCUCAGUAUGAACAAGGGAGUUUUUAAUGAUGCUACUGAGAGGGUGACAGUACAGUGUACGUAUCCUCUGGCUGGUCUCUAUCGCCUUUUCUCAGUGUACAGGUUUGAGUCUGACUCAGCUGGUUUCGGCAGCAUCAUCCACACCACAGCAGGUCUGCAGAGUCCCACCAUCAAGCCCACUGCAGCACUUCAAACCAGACCUACUACUAAAAGACCAGCUGGAAUGGUUGCAUUCCUACCUGCCGUACACCCACCCGCUCGCUACAUUAAAGUUUCUCGGGUUCCUAAUCUCUUCAGUGGCAUUAGAAAAGGUGUGAAUUUGACCGAAAAGUCAACCAUGAGCUACAAAGAAGGACACUGUGUCCAUCAUUUUCAGGGGUCCAGGCAGCCAACCCUCCCUCCCAUCUCCAACAGGACCCUGCACCACCCCUCUUUCCUGCCUCUGUACAUGGCUGCAGACUUUGCGCACCGUCACACGGGCUGCUACAACCAGCCAGUCCAUGCCAUCAUCCCCGCAGAGCUUUUCUACUCUGAUCCCAGCAUGAGCCGAGGGAGGAGGAUCCACAACAUGGGCAGUGAGUUGAUGGUCAUCGAUUGCUUUCAGCUCGACACUCCACCACCAGUUAUGUCCGCCUGCGUGGCCCCACCAGCCCGUCCAGAUCCAUUCAGAACUGGACCACACCCCAUGAUGGAUCUGGGCAGCCUCACCUUUGAAAUAAAUACCCUCCAGCCUCCAGUUUGGGCAAGCCGGGCCGUCCUCCAGCUUACCCAGGAGGAGGACCAGGCCAUUACCAACCUCCUGAAACUGCACCACCAAGACCCUAUACAGAGUGAUAUGACUGUUACUGCUCCACAACUGGACUUGAACCCCAUCGCGUUGCUUAGUCACUCAGAACCUACGGACUCUACCUCUGGUGACGAUGUGUACAAGCCCCUCUGUAGUGAUGUGCAGCAUCCAAGACAGGCCAGUUUGCAAACUCAGUUGCAGCAGGGAAGAUGCUGGCCAGAUACGGAGAUUGAGGCAGCUAACACCCUAUUGAGCCUGAUGGAGAUGGACCAAAUCUGGGACCAAAACCACAAUAAAUCAGGAGCAACACUUCCUGAUACUCUGCCACACCAGCAUCAAGGAUCUGAGACUCUGCCUUCAGCAGUAACUACUGACUGUACCCAAAACUCAAAAGACGUCAGCUUUAGCUGUGUCUGGGAAUCUGGAGAGCCAGGCUGGGGGGAUUUUGUAUUUGCAGAGGGAAGGAAAGUUGAUAACGUUCACCUGCCAGUUCGUGAGCAGGAUUUGGCGUCAUGUUUACCUCUGAGGCUGCCUUCAUUGUUCCCAGACUCGGAGGCAAAGAGCAGAUCCAGUGUCUCUGGAUAUUUUACAGAGGUGAAGGAACAGACACUCUCUGACUCCGAGGGAGACGCUUUGCAUGUCCUCCUGAGCCUCGGAGACAUGGGAGUGUUGGAUAUCAUGCAGUGA